Diaporthe batatas is the source of this 1481-nucleotide messenger RNA. RefSeq lists its product as uncharacterized. NCBI's taxonomy places the organism in Eukaryota, Fungi, Ascomycota, Sordariomycetes, Diaporthales, Diaporthaceae. The record is from RefSeq and is a predicted model, not a curated record. The transcript has 2 exons. Gene Ontology annotation, molecular function: hydrolase activity. The coding region runs from base 364 to 1176 and encodes 270 amino acids.
GCAGUCCGAACAUUCCAAGUUUGCGAAACAAUGCUCGGCGGGGACAGGGUGUCUCCUUGCUCGCAAGCCAUCUCGAAGGCGGAACCAAUCCACCCUGGCCAAGGAUUAAAGCUUCUUUGCACCAUGGCUGCUGUUCCACCUAUGUGUCUGGGGGAAGGCCAUGCGAAUAUAGGUUGUGAUGAUGCCCAUCCCAUUUCCGUCACGCCAGCCUCGUUCGUCAUUCCACAACAACUACUACACUCUCUCACAUAACUUCACCUGUCAAGCCCGCCUCCCCUUGUCUCCGUCCUCCUCCCCGGAUCCUACGGUUGCAGCUUGCGGUCCGCAGUUCCAGCUUGAGGCGAACCACCACAUACGCAUCCGAUGUUCGCAAAGGUACUUCUCUCAGGCCUCGUCGCCGCGGCGGCGGCCCAGACCACCAACUCAAGCUCACAGGCCUGCGUCUCGGGCAACGCAGUGCACAUGAUCGUGGCGCGGGCCUCCCUCGAGCCGCCAGGUUUCGGUAUCCUCCAGAACAUCUCGACCCGCGUGAUAGAGCAGCUGCCAGGGUCCAAUGCUGAGGCCGUCGUGUAUCCCGCCACGCUGGACGGCUACCAGAACUCGGAGGGCCAGGGAGUCGCUGCCAUGACGCAGCUGGUCAACAACUACGCCCAGGCGUGCCCGAACAGCAGGAUGGUCCUCAUGGGGUACUCGCAGGGCGCACAGGUCACGGCCGACACGGUCUGUGGCUCCAAUAUCGCCGGGUUCGCCCAGACGCAGGCAGUAUCGACGGCAGUCACUGAUAAAGUUGCCGCGAUCGUGUUGAUGGGCGAUCCUACGCACCUUGUGGGCCAGCCAUUCAACGAGGGCACUGCGACAAGGAACGGGACCUUCCCUCGGGUAGAUAGUUCCGGCUGUGCCCCAGUGGCCAGCAAGAUGGUCUCGUUCUGCAACGCGGACGACACGUUCUGCGACUCGGGCAACAACAUCACCGUGCAUCUCUCCUACGUCCAGGACAACGGAACCUCCGCGGUCAACUUCAUCACCGAGAAGGUCAAGGGCGGGUCCGGCAGCAGCAAUAGUUCGGGCUCUACCUCGGGGACAGGUGUCGUGACGGUCAACCCCGCCCCGCGAGCGGUGGCAGCUCCGGCUGGAUUUGCUAUUUUGGCUGGAACCGCGGGGAUGCUGGUAGCUUAAGUCACCAUAUUUUGGUGAAGGCGGCCUCUAUCUGGCCGCAAUGGAGCUGUCAUGCCACGGCGGAGAUCUACCAGCGUCGACACCAUUGCUGACCUCGCCAUCCCCUUAAUACUCUGGCUGAAUUACUAUUUGCUCGUGCACCAUGCUCACCAUGUAUAUAUGGAUAUUUGGGCAGCCACCAUGUCUGGACACAUGGGUUGUCACGAUCUGCUUUUACUGUAUAAACGCAACGACAUACUGCACAGCCGAGUGUGAAUAGGAUUCGCAUAUUGACCCGAAUAUACGCUCCACAUUGUACAUACAAA